Molecule: messenger RNA, 1449 nt
Organism: Arthroderma uncinatum
Lineage: Eukaryota; Fungi; Ascomycota; Eurotiomycetes; Onygenales; Arthrodermataceae
Product: class I glutamine amidotransferase-like protein
Exons: 5
Coding region: 1-1449 (482 amino acids)
Cellular component (GO): cytosol; nucleus
Source: RefSeq, a predicted model, not a curated record
AUGCUUCCGCCUCUGCGUAUUGCAAUCCUCGAGUGUGAUGAGCUGACCGGAGAGACUAAGAAGGACUACGGUAGCAUUAGCAAUGUAUACAAAAAGUUCCUUGAGGCCGGUGCAUCAAAACUCGAAGCGAGCGGUCUCUAUGACCGACCCAGUCUCGACAUUUCUUCCUACGAUGUGGUAAACAAGCAAGAAUAUCCAGACACCGAAAGUAUCGAUGCAGUAUUCUUGACAGGCAGUCCUCACUUCUCAUUGUUGGUGCAAGGAUAUGAUUCUUUCACGCCAGGUGAAAAUGACUGGAUAUCAAAGCUCGUCGACUUCAUCAAAGUAAUGCUGCAAAACCAAUCUCGGGUUCGGAUAAUGGCUGUCUGCUUUGGGCAUCAGAUCGUCGGACGCGCAUAUGGAGUUAUGCCAGAAAGGAAUGAUGCCGGCUGGGAGGUCUCUGUUACCCCUAUGGUACUAACAGAGAGAGGGAAGCAAGUCUUCGAACAGGAUUCACUAGCGCUUCAUCAGAUGCAUCGCGACAUUCUCCCACGGUACCCACCGUAUGUUGAGAAGCUUGGCCACUCGGAUCUUUGCGAUGUGCAAGGUAUCUAUGUCAAGAACCGUGUCAUUACUUUACAAGGGCAUCCGGAGUACAACACAAAAAUUGCCAGCGGCGAAGAUGGCGCUGCGAUGAAGGAUAACCACUCUAUCAUCGACAAGUGGCCCUUCAUGUUGAAGCUCCGACCUGGCCAGCAAGGAGCACAAGAAGGGUUUGACCGGUCCAUUGGCGGAGGAAUGUCAGGGAAGGCGCGCUGCCCUACGAUUAUGGCAGCAUCGGACCCGGAAGCACAGCCCUGGGGAUAUAUCACCUAUCGGACUGUUUAUACUCCCGAGUCAAACGCUGUCUGGGAUUCCGUUACCACCAAGCUCGAGAAUUAUAUGAGUAACUCACCAUCUCCAGGCUGCACAAAGGGUGGGAAAUGGGCGGCACCGCAUCUCUGGUACAUGAACAAUGCUACCCUCUACAACGGACUCUCGAUUAAUCAAGUCCGCGACGAUUUUACCAACCGUGUUAGGGAUAGUGUUGACCUAUUUAACCAAGGAGCCUAUGAGGAGUUCUCUUGGGGUGUUCAUGACUGGAUCUGCCUUGUGAUUGAUGAGGAAGUGAUAUACUCUAUUAUCAAUGAUGCCCCAGAGGAUGUAUCUGAGGCAGAACGGUUAUUCAAUUGUUCUUCGGCUUCCCCCAAGCAGCCGAUACCAUAUGUGAAGGCAGUUGGUCGCGAUUAUGACCCACCUGAUCCCAAUAAACCUCCAAGGCGAGCACCCUUUGCUACCCAUAGAGAGUAUCGUGGCUGGAUGAAGGCUGGUCUAUUGUGGAUAGGGGCUAUGUAUCAUCUUGAAGAAAUGGAGGUUGAAUGUCCAGGCUGGGAUCCAGCUUUGGGCGAUGAAGCAUACCCAGUUUAUUAA